ACACCACUCUUCAGAUCUAGACAUCAUUUGUUUCUUACGAUAAUGGGUAGAUCUCCUUGUUGUGACGAUCAAAGUGGUUUGAAGAAAGGUCCAUGGACAGCCGAAGAAGAUCAGAAGUUGGUAGAUUACAUUAACAAAAAUGGCCAUGGAAGCUGGAGAGCUCUCCCCAAGCUUGCAGGCCUCAACAGGUGUGGUAAGAGUUGCCGGUUAAGGUGGACUAAUUACCUGAGGCCUGAUAUCAAGAGAGGGAAAUUCUCCGAAGAAGAGGAAAGAAUCAUCAUCAACCUUCAUGCAGUUGUUGGAAACAAGUGGUCGAAGAUUGCAACUCAUCUUCCAGGGCGAACUGAUAAUGAAAUCAAGAACUAUUGGAACACUCACCUGAGAAAGAAGCUGCUACAAAUGGGACUUGAUCCAAACACCCACAAGCCGAGGACAGACCUCAAUCACCUUCUGAAUAACCUUUCACAGUUGCUUACCACAGCGAGUGUUGGAAACAUGAUGACUAGGACUCCAUGGGACAAUGCACUAAGGCUACAAGAAAGUGCUGCACAGCUAGCAAAAAUGCAGUUACUGCAAAAAAUUUACAUGCAGGUUAUGAAUUCAUCAGUUGCAGCUCCUGCUAUAGAUAACCCGACUAGUAUUGGUAUAUUUGGUUCCCAGAACAUUGACCUCUUUGGAGGGAACUUCAAUGGAGCAAGCAGCAUGGUCAAAGAUCAAGAAUGGAACCACGAUAGCAUUCCUGGGGCUCCUAAUGAGUUGAACACUAUAUCCAACACUACAUUGGAAGGGUUUGAAGGAUUUAACAGAAAUGUUAACAACAACUUGAGCAACUGCUAUGAUAUGCAGAACUUUAAGAACCAACAUCCUGAAUUGGUUUCAUCAUCUCCUGGGAGUUCAACCACCAAUAAUCGAAUUGAAAGCACGAGCACAAGUGAUAUUCAAGAUGCAGGUCAGUCAUCACCCACUUACAUCUUUGAAGAUUGGGAGAAACUCCUGGAUGAUGAUACAAGUGAAUCCUACUGGAAGGAUAUUCUACAAUCAAUGUCAUAGCCACAUUCGAUAUAGCACGUAGAAGAUAUCCCUUAUUGAUCGAUUUGAAGAACUUCUUCAAUCUCAUUCAGAAAACAAACUGCAUUCAUUAUUCAUUAAUAAAGCUUUGUUUUCUUAUUGCUUGCCAAAAAAUUAGUUGUCUGAUGCAGCUAUGUAAGAAGAUACCAUCACAUUCUUGUAAUUAGACUUUGUAUUUUCAGAAGAUUUACUUAUAAUAGCCUUAAGUACAUAUAUUGUACUACAUGCAGAGA
Argentina anserina (silverweed cinquefoil) is the source of this 1301-nucleotide messenger RNA. RefSeq names its product transcription factor MYB39-like. The coding region runs from base 43 to 1050 and encodes 335 amino acids. The record is from RefSeq and is a predicted model, not a curated record. The transcript has 3 exons. Lineage: Eukaryota; Viridiplantae; Streptophyta; Magnoliopsida; Rosales; Rosaceae.